GCAGGAUGCGCGUACACUGGCUGAGUGUAGCCCUGGUGCUGCAAUGCUGGCUGCUCCUCGUCCUUCUGCUGUCCUGCUCGGCGGCGGACUCGACCACGCUGAACAGCGCUGGUCAGAGCAUCCACGACAUCAAAGGAAUACCACAGGUGACCAAGAAGGGCAACCCACUGCUGAUGCUGAUGGAGCCGGCUCUGCCGGCGCUGAAGUACAUGCUUCCGCUGGUGGCCCUACUGGCUCUGCCCGAACUACUGAGCACGGCUCUGACGAGCCUCCGUGGCAUUGCGGCGAUGAACGCCGGCGCCUACACGGUCCAGGCCCGGCGCAGAGGCCGCAGGGGCACCAUGGACGGAGGUCGAGGAGGCGGUGCAGUGCCCGGCGGCAUCGACUACAUACAGGGCGCCCAGCAAAUGAUCACUCUCCUGACACGUCUCGACGAGGCCGUGCAGCGUUACGGCCAGCAGGACGCCUCCUGCCAGCUGAAGGCCAUGUGCGAGUUUCACCGGUCCGCGAUGAGUCCCGAGGCCGGCACCGUCGCCAAGAACAUCAUAUCUAUGCUCAAGGCCGACGGCCGCGUGGAGAGGUCAGCGAUGCCCGAUGACCAGAAGGCUGCCAUGCAAGACUUCCUCAAGGCUGCCCAGAACGGACUGCACCAGCGGAACUGCUCACGCAUAUACAGCGACUGCCACGACACCACCACCACCUAACUAGGAUCGCUAGCUAAUUAAUCUACGUGUCGUUCAUUUCCGUAUUCCUUUUUUUUUUGUU
Molecule: messenger RNA, 765 nt
Organism: Rhipicephalus sanguineus (brown dog tick)
Lineage: Eukaryota; Metazoa; Arthropoda; Arachnida; Ixodida; Ixodidae
Exons: 3
Coding region: 6-704 (232 amino acids)
Source: RefSeq, a predicted model, not a curated record